AUGUCAAGAGUUUUGUCAGUCGUUUGUGUCUUCCUUGCUCUGACUGUCGUCCAUGCACGUGCUCGUCAAGUGCCGGGUGAGUUUGAUGAGGGCAAGACGACGACACAUGACGAUACAACCACAACGCUCUUGCAUGCAAGUGCCGCUGAUCAGACAACACCAAAAAGCCUGGGUGACAAAAAAUGCAUCGGAGGCGUAGCAGGAGUCGGCGGAUUCGCGGGAGUUGGUGGUUACGCCGGCGUGGGAGGUCUAGGUAUUCCACUCAUUGGAGGUCUUGGCGGUAUUGGUAAAUACGGUGGCAUAGGCGGUGCAGCUGGAAUCGGUGGUUUUCAUGGCAUAGGCGGUGUAGGAGGCGGUCUAGGCGGCCUUGGUGGAGUCGGUGGUGGGAUCGGUAAAGCAGGAGGUAUCGGUGGUGUUGGCGGUCUAGGCGGAGCUGGGGGUGGUUUAGGUGGAGUUGGUGGUGGAAUUGGUAAAGCUGGUGGUAUUGGCGGUGUUGGCGGUCUAGGCGGAACCGGGGGUGGUAUAGGUGGAGUCGGUGGUGGUGGUAUCGGUAAGGGAGGCGGUAUUGGUGGUGUUGGUGGCAUCGGCGGUGGACACGGUGUCGUUGGUGGCGUUGGCGGUGGGAUACUUCCACAUCCUUGA
Molecule: messenger RNA, 642 nt
Organism: Brassica oleracea var. oleracea
Lineage: Eukaryota; Viridiplantae; Streptophyta; Magnoliopsida; Brassicales; Brassicaceae
Product: acanthoscurrin-2-like
Exons: 1
Coding region: 1-642 (213 amino acids)
Source: RefSeq, a predicted model, not a curated record